This is a messenger RNA of Glarea lozoyensis ATCC 20868, 3627 nucleotides long. RefSeq names its product P-loop containing nucleoside triphosphate hydrolase. Gene Ontology annotation, cellular component: chromosome. The transcript has 3 exons. The coding region runs from base 1 to 3627 and encodes 1208 amino acids. The record is from RefSeq and is a predicted model, not a curated record. Gene Ontology annotation, molecular function: protein binding; double-stranded DNA binding; ATP hydrolysis activity. Gene Ontology annotation, biological process: mitotic sister chromatid cohesion. NCBI's taxonomy places the organism in Eukaryota, Fungi, Ascomycota, Leotiomycetes, Helotiales, Helotiaceae.
AUGUUUAUCAAACAGAUUAUUAUCCAAGGCUUCAAGAGCUACAAGGAGCAAACAGUCAUCGAGCCGUUCUCCCCCAAGACGAAUGUUAUCGUUGGACGAAAUGGAUCUGGAAAGAGCAACUUCUUCGCCGCAAUUCGAUUCGUUCUUAGCGAUGCGUAUACACAGAUGGGUCGCGAGGAGCGGCAAGCCCUACUACAUGAAGGAUCGGGUUCUGCUGUUAUGUCAGCAUAUGUGGAAGUAAUUUUCGACAAUAGCGAUGAUCGAUUCCCCACGGGCAAGGAUGAGUUGAUUCUUCGUCGAACGAUUGGGCUAAAAAAGGACGAGUACUCUCUUGAUCGGAAGAAUGCGACGAAGACAGACGUAAUGAACUUGCUCGAAUCCGCGGGAUUUUCGCGCUCCAACCCUUACUAUAUUGUUCCUCAAGGUCGUGUGACGGCUUUAACCAAUAUGAAGGAUGGAGAACGAUUGACUCUGUUGAAGGAGGUUGCUGGAACUCAGAUUUACGAAGCUCGCCGAACGGAGUCUUUGAAGAUGAUGACGGAGACCAACAACAAGCGAGCCAAAAUUGACGAAUCGCUGGACUAUAUCAAUGAACGUCUUGCUGAAUUAGAGGAGGAGAAAGAAGAGCUGCGCGGAUUUCAGGAAAAGGAUAAAGAACGCCGAUGUCUUGAGUAUGCCUUCUAUCACCGGGAGCAGUUGGCGCUCCACCAAGCGCUCGACGAAAUUGAACAAUUUCGUGCCGACGGCGUGGAAGGGACUGAUGAAAACCGCGAAGCUUUUACUGAGGGUGAAAAGGCAAUUGCAGAAGUCGACGAUGAGAUUAAACAGUUGAAGCGACAAAUGGAGCUUCUUAAACUCGAACGACGCCAAUUGGAAGAAGACCGUCGAGAAACGUCGAAAGCUCAAGCGAAGAUCGAACUAGAUGUAAAAACACUGACUGCUGGUCUAUCAGCAACUGAGCAAACACGAACACAACACCAGCAAGAUUUGAGAUCUGUGAAGGAAGAGAUUGCUAAAACGGAAUCCGAACUGGAGAAGAUUAUUCCAGAAUAUAACAAGCGAAAGAAGAGCGAAUCGGAAGUGAAGCAUGAACUUGACGUCGCUGAAGCCACGCAGAAUAGACUGUAUAACAAGCAAGGUCGAAGCUCUCAAUUCAAGAACAAGAACCAGAGAGACACAUGGCUCCGGGGGGAGAUUGAACAACUCAACACCGUAAUAGGGGAGCAGAAGGCGAACCGAAUCAACGCUGAUGAGGAAGUCAAAGCUACAAAGUCGCAAAUCACCAACCUUGAGCAGGACCUUGCUGGUCUUCGAGAACGUUUAGAUGGUUGGGGUGGGAGUCGCCAGGCCUUGUCUAAUGAAGUCACUUCCGCCAAGGAUGCUCUUGAAAAGCUUACAGACGAAAGGAAGCUUCUCCGCCGUGAGGAUGACAGAAUCGAUUCUGUGAUUGCCGAGGCUCGAAGAGAAAAGGAAAAGGCCGAGUCUCUACUAUCUCAUACUAUGGAUGGUCCAACUUCUCGAGGUCUAGCAACUGUCAGAAGAUUAAAGAAGGAGCAGAACAUCGAAGGUGCAUUUGGAACUUUAGCAGAACUCAUGGAAGUUUCCGAGAAUUAUCGCACCGCAGCUGAACAAACCGCCGGCGCCAGCCUCUUCCACUAUGUUGUUGACAACGCAGAGACAGCCACAUAUCUCAUGGAAGCUUUGUUCAGACAGAAAGGUGGAAGACUAACAUUUGUACCACUUGACCAGGUCCGAUCCAAGCCAACCAAGCUACCAAAUGCAAAUGACGCUGUACCAAUCUUGUCCAGAAUCACAUACGACGAAAAAUACGAGAAAGCCAUGAAUCAGGUUUUUGGCCAAACAAUUGUCUGUCCCUCCUUGCCCAUCGCUGCCGGUUAUGCAAGAAGUCAUGGAUGUAAUGCCAUAACUCCAGACGGUGACACUGCUAACAAAAAGGGUGCUCUGACUGGUGGCUAUAUUGACAGCCGAAAGUCAAGACUAGAGGCAUUUCGAGUAGUCAACCAGGCCCGGGAAGAGUAUGAGAGACUGCAAACCCGGGCUAUCGAAAUCAGGGGAGAAGUGGAAAGGAAAGACCAGGAAAUUACUGCAGCAAUGAGCACGCAUCAGAAGCUUGAACAGAAACUGCGCCAUCUUGAUGACAGCUUUGAUCCCUUGAAAGUUGAACUACGAUCCAAGAGCGCACACUUACAGAGGCUUCAGGACCAGGUCGAAGGUCACGUGCGCCGAUUGGAGGUCAUCAAGAAGUUGGUCAAUGAUCAGAGCGACAACUUGACGGGCCUCGAAGCAGAACUGGCCUCCCCUUACAAGAACGCCUUGAGUGCUGACGAAGAGCGCCAACUGGAACAGCUUACUAGAACAGUCGCCGAACUACGCAAAUCUUGGAAUGAACUAAGUACCGCAAGACGGGAGAUUGAAGGUCGAAAGCAGAUGCUCGAGGUUGAAUUGAGAGAGAAUCUUCGAAUGAAACUUGAUCAGUUGAACAGCCAGGAGAUCGAUAACAAUGUAAACAGUGGAUCAGGCACCCUUAAGGAGGCUCAGCGUGAACUUAAGCGCAUUCAUAAGGCAGCUGCAAAUGUUUCAAGCAAGCUGGAGGAGAACGAGAGUGAAAUUGAGCAAGCUGAAAAUAGGAUAUCGAAGCUGCACAAAAUCAAGGCGCAGAAAGAGGAGGAGCAACAAGAGCUUGCCCGAGCAAUCGAAAAGUAUCAAAAGAGAAUGGAAAAGAGCGUAGCCAAGAAGGCUCUUUUGACCACGUCGGCCGCAGAGUGCGCAAAGAACAUCCGCGACCUGGGUGUUCUGCCGGAUGAAGCCUUCGAAAGAUUUUCAAAUGCAGAUUCCAAGCAAAUCACAUCCCGUCUCAAGAAGGUUAACGAAGCAUUGAAAAAGUACAAACAUGUUAACAAGAAAGCAUUCGAGCAGUACAACAACUUCACCUCGCAGAGAGACAACUUGACCAAGCGGAGGAAGGAGCUCGACGACUCCCAGAGCUUGAUUCAAGGUCUGGUAGAAUUCCUCGACCAACGCAAGGAUGAAGCAAUCGAACGCACAUUUAAACAGGUCUCCAAAGAGUUCGCUCAAAUAUUUGAACGUCUAGUACCGGCAGGACGAGGGCGUCUGGUCAUUCAACGCAAGACUGAUCAACGUGCCCGCGAGGACGAAGACUCCGAGGACGAGCCUAGAGAAAGCGUCGAGAACUACACUGGUGUAGGGAUCAGUGUUUCCUUUAACAGUAAACACGAUGAACAACAGCGAAUUCAACAGCUGAGUGGUGGUCAGAAGAGUCUUUGCGCCCUGGCCCUUGUUUUCGCCAUCCAACAGUGUGAUCCUGCGCCAUUCUACCUAUUCGACGAAAUCGACGCUAACCUCGAUGCUCAAUACCGUACCGCUGUCGCGCAAAUGCUGGAGGAAAUCGCAGAACAGCAGAAUAGUGCCGAGGGAGGAGAUGGUCCCAGCAUGAGUGGACAAUUCAUCUGUACAACAUUCAGGCCAGAAAUGUUGAUGGUGGCAGACAAGUGUUACGGUGUCACCUUCCGUGAUAAGACCUCCAGAAUCAACACUGCGAGUCGCGAAGAAGCCUUGGCAUUCGUAGAAGGGGAGGCGCCGAAAUAA